Clonostachys rhizophaga is the source of this 441-nucleotide messenger RNA. The record is from the annotation of a GenBank genome assembly. NCBI's taxonomy places the organism in Eukaryota, Fungi, Ascomycota, Sordariomycetes, Hypocreales, Bionectriaceae.
AUGUCUCCUCCCUAUAUAGAGAAUAGACAAAAUAAAAUCAACCGAGAAGAGGUGAAGAUGAACCUCCUCGGCGGAUGCAGCCGCCGCGUUGAUGACACGGGUAUUCCCUCUCCUCUCUACGCUUCGUCUCCAGGGCUUGUAGAGAAGGAUGGAUCCAACACCAACGACGAGAAACACACCACAAAUAGACCCGCCGAUGAUGUCGAAAUUGUCGCCGAUAGCCUCAACGCCAUCCCAGAACGGGCCCUCUGGCUCUGCAACGUUCUGGAUAAGGGCCAGGACCUGGAUGGUACCGAUGAAUGCAGACACAAAGACGGUGAUGGCGGUGAGGAUAAUGGAGUAGUACAGGAUGGCGACUGUGUCGCGGGAAAAAGCUUUAGAUGUGUAGAGGGCGAGCAUGAGGGCUCCAUCGGUGGUGUCGAGGAGACACAUGCCGGCUGA